AGAAUUUGAGAAAGCAUUCUAAAAAUAGAUGUAAUUGUUAGGGCCCAUUGUCAAAAGAAAAUUUCCAUUUCCUAUGGUUAUCUCCUUUCCUCUCCUCACCCCCAGAUGGAUUACUUAUGAAUAUGGAAAUUACAGAGGUCGGCAGUUCCUAUUGUCACCAGCAGAAGUACCUAGUUGGUAUGAAUUCAGUGGCUGCCGCCAAAUAGGUUCUCUACGACCCUUUGUUCAGAAACGAAUUUGUUUCAGACUUCGAAACAAAGCAACAGGGUUAUUCAUGUCAACCAAUGGCAACUUAGAGGAUUUGAAGCUUCUUAGAAUACAGGUCAUGGAAGAUGUUGGUGCUGAUGAUCAGAUUUGGAUUUAUCAAGAAGGAUGCAUCAAAUGCAGGAUAGCAGAGGACUGCUGCCUGACAAUCGUGGGCAGCCUGGUAACAUCUGGCUCAAAGCUGGGUCUGGCACUCGACCAGAGUGUUGACAGUCAGCUCUGGUGCAUGAAGCCAGAUGGCAGGAUCCACAGCAAACUGAAGCCCAAUUUAGUUUUAGAUAUCAAAGGGGGUGCGCAGUAUGAUCAGAAUCACAUUAUCCUCAACACAGCCAGCAAAGAGAAGUUAACACAAGUGUGGGAAGCCAUGGUCCUAUGAGCCAGAACAACGGAUACAGUGGGAACCUUUCUGGAGGUCUUUCCAGCUGCCUUAUUUAAGAAACACAAAGGACAAUACUGAUGGAGGAGCCAAGUGGAAAGUGGAUGGACUUCUUCUUCCAUCUUGAAUGACACUGCCGUGGCUGGGAGAAUCAUCUCAUCUUUUCAAAAGACUGCAAUAAUUUUAAACCAAUACUUUGUCCUCCUUUCAUUUUUUGCCUUUCAUUUUCUCUCAGUAGCUACUUAAACAAGUUGCAUCACUAGCAGCUUUGGGGGUGUUUAAAGAUGCGAUAGGAAGACUUCAAGAUUAUGAAUGUUUAAAAUUAUUUCCAAAGAUUGUAAUGGAGAGAACAGGAUCAAGUUUACUUUGUGGACUUAAAAAUCCCUUCUACUUUAAAGGGAAGGAUAAAAGCCUAAGUUUGUAAGGUAGAAGACUAUUGAGCAUCUGAAAAACAUGCUUUAUUAGGCCUGUACCUUUGGUCCUCGGCCUUAAUGUUUUCUGGAACCAUUAAUUAUGCUUGAUAAUAAAGUGUGAAAGCCUUAUAUGUUCAGAGACAUUAUAAGUAUAAACAAAUACUAUUUUCUUUCAGUUAAUAUUUAAAAAUUAGUAAACUGAUUAACUUCAUGUCCAUGUCUGCUAACAUUUAUUAGCAGAAUUUGGAUUAUUCUAGGGGCUGCUCUAGAUAUCACAAGUGAAUGUUUAAUGCCUUUCCGAUAGCUGCUACUGGAACAGUAUUAUCAUGGCCUAAUUUAUUAGCCUCUCCUUACUUGUCUGCAAGUACUGAAGCCAUGUUCUAUAGAUUUUUGCUAACCUAACUUCCAGGCACUACUGAGUGGGACAGGCUCAGGUCUGAAGGUACUGGGGGUACUGCAGCCCUGAUAUCACUUCCUUCUAGUAGCAGAGAGGUGUGCAAAGCUGCAGGGGAUGAUCAGCGCUCAUGUCCAGAAAGUAAAAGAGAAGAGACCCUGAAGGCUGGUGUUGGCCAUAGGUUACAGCUCUGAGCACCUGUGAAUGCCGUAAGCAAUUCAGAAAUGCAAAGGAAAUGUUUCCCUUGCAGCUCUGUUGGUUCUAGUUUUGAACUAAACUGCUGAAUGUUUCCUUGAAUACAACCUUCCUUUUAUUUUUUUUUUUUCCUGUCUUUGUUCCUGAAUACCGGUGCUCUUGUUAUAAGUAGAACAAAUCUUUCCAUUUCAUUAGUUCAGGUGUUUCCAAUUCUGAAAUGUGAUCCUCCCUGAAGUCUGUAGGCAACUGUGGUCAUUAGAAUAAUUUACCUUCAGUUUUAAAAUAAUGUUUGCACAUGUACAACAGCUCCAACAUGUCUGUCUCAUUCUUAGAUGUAGAGCUCUGAUUGUAAGCAUUUUGUGUAUAUCAUUACAGAAUGAUGGGUAAGAUAUUCUAUAAUAACCUGUGCUGAAUUUAUCUCUUGAAUAAACUUGUUUCUGGUUAACUAUA
Marmota flaviventris (yellow-bellied marmot) is the source of this 2092-nucleotide messenger RNA. Lineage: Eukaryota; Metazoa; Chordata; Mammalia; Rodentia; Sciuridae. The record is from RefSeq and is a predicted model, not a curated record.